GUUUGUGGAGCAGAUCAGGCAGAACAGGAGGACCAGCUCACAGUGCUGACUCACUUACUGCUGUUAUUACACUGUAACGUUGUAGUUUCCAGAAUGAUCCGGGCCCUGAUCUGGACGUGUCUUCUUCUGUGUGCGAUGGUUCAUAUCACAGUCUGUUGUAAUAAUGACAAAGAGAUUCACUGUCCUAACAUAACAGCUACUGUCGGAGAAAACAUAACACUGACCUGCAAUGUUUCAAAAAACGGCAAUUGUGACAAGUAUAAAUGGAUUAAGAAUGAAACAAAAAACGGCACUUGUGAAAAGUAUAAAUGGAAGAAGAAUGAAACAAAUUUAACACUUGAAGCGAAAAACUGCAGCUCAGUUAAUGAUAGAAAAUUUAAUUACACAAUUAAGAAUGCAUCCAUGACAGACAAUGGGACUUAUAAAUUUUGGAUACAGCUGAACACUAGUCCUUUGGAGAAAUGCUUCAUCGUAAAUAUAUCAGGUAGUCCUAUCAAGGGUGACCCAACUAAAGACCCUCGCGUGAUGGCAGCAAUCAUCACCACAUCUGGCAUCAUACUGGGCCUCAUAAUUGCUUUUGCUGUCUACUGUAGCAGAAGACGCAAAAAUAUCCAGCAUAUGUUUGUGUGGGACUCACUGGGACCCAUUCGGACUUGCCCUGAUCCAAUCGAGGCCCCAUGUACAGUGAGAAACCCAGAUGGAGCCCCUGUUUAACCCCGUCUGGUCCCAUCAUUGCCCCUGAUAAGGUCCCUCACACACAUCCAUAUGUGGUGCCAACAGAAAACCCAUGGACAAAACUUUCUGGAUCCCAGUUGGCUUCCCAUACAGACCCCACAUGUCUGGGGUGAAAGGUCGUCUCAUCUAAUGUGAAACUGAACACUGUGAUCGUUUUCCUCAAGAGAGCAGGUUGUAUCUGAUGAAGUGACCUGGUGUGAUUUAGCUUUAUAUAAAAAAUCAGCACUGGAGAGGAUUCUACUGUUGUAGAUAAGAGUUUAGUGAAAUAUUUUUGUUUUAGUGUUUUUUCCUUUUUUAUCUAAUGUAAUCUGUCUGUGAAGUAAUGUUCUCAUACAGAUCAGUGUGACUGCUAAAUAAGUGGGUGCUCAAUAAGGGCUAAUAUUCCUUUUUAUCAUGAGCUUGUUACCUUGUGACUUAAAAUUAGAACUACAGCAGUCCAAAAAUACAAUAAUGAAAUGUUACACCCCCAUGGCAUGUGGGUUGAGUAGUAGCAGUUACACAAAUGUAACCCAGGUUACUACAGUGCCUUGCAAAAGUAUUCACCCCCUUGGAUUAUUUCCCUAUUUUACUACAUUACAACCUGUAUGUAUUUUUUUUAUCUGAAUUGAAUGUGAUGCAUCUGCACAAAAUAGUCUACGUUUUAGAAGUGAAAUGAGAAAAAAUAUUUAUAUUUUUAUGUAUAUGUAUAUAAAGAAAAUAUGAAAAUAAAAAACUGAAAAUUGGCAUGUGCAUAUGUAUUCACCCCCUUUGUUAUGAAGCCCCUAAAAAGUUCUGGUGCAACCAAUUACCUUCAGAAGUCACAUGCUUAGUGAAAUGAAGGCCACCUGUGUGCAAUCUAAGUGUCACAUGAUCUGUCAGUAUAUACACACCUUUUCUGAAAGGCCCCAGAGGCUGCAACACCAUUAAGCAAGUCAGGGAUAAAGUUGUAGAGAAGUGUAAGUCAGGGUUGGGUUAUAAAAAAAUAUCCAAAUCUCUGAUGAUCCCCCGGAGCACCAUCAAAUCCAUCAUCAUCAAAUGGAAAGAACACGGUACCACAACAAACCUGCCAAGAGAGGGCCGCCCACCAAAACUCUCAGCCCGGUCAGGGAGGGCAUUAAUCAGAGAGGCAGCACAGAGACCAAUGGUAACCCUGAAGGAGCUGCAGAGUUCUCAAGCAGAGACUGUAGUAUCUGUUCAAAUGACCACAAUAAGCCGUACACUCCAUAGAGUUGGGCUUUAUGGAAGAGUGGCCAGAAAAAAAAAACCUUUACUUACAGGCAAAAAUAGGAAGGCUCGUUUCGAGUUUGCAAAAAGGCGUGUGGGAGACUCCCAAACUGUAUGGAGGAAGGUACUGUGGUCAGAUGAGACCAAAAUUGAACUUUUUGGCCACCAAGGAAAACGCUAUGUCUGGCACAAACCCAGCACAUCUCAUCACCCCGAGAACACCAUCCCCACAGUGAAACAUGGUGGUGGAAGCAUCAUGCUGUGGGGAUGUUUUUCAGCAGCAGGGACUGGAAAACUGGUCCGAGUCGAGGGGAAGAUGGAUGGUGCUAAAUACAGGGAUAUUCUUGAGCAAAACCUGUUUACGUCUGUCAGUGAUUUGAGACUAGGGCGGAGAUUUACCUUCCAACAGGACAAUGACCCAAAGCAUACUGCUAAAGCAACACUUGAGUGGUUCAAGAGGAAACGUGUAAACAUAUUGGAAUGGCCCAGUCAAAGCCCAGACCUUAAUCCAAUUGAGAAUCUGUGGUCAGACUUGAAGAUUGCUGUUCACCAACGGAAACCAUCUAACUUGAAGGAGCUGGAGCAGUUUUGCCAUGAGGAAUGGGCAAAAAUUCCAGUGGCAAGAUGUGGCAAGCUCAUAGAGACUUAUCCAAAGUGACUUGCAGCUGUAAUUGCUGCAAAAGGUGGCUCUAAAAAGUACUGACUUACGGGGGUGAAUAGUUAUGCACACUGAUGUUUUCAGUUAUUUUGUCCUAUUUGUUGUUUGCUUCACAAUAAAAAAAAAAGUUAAAUGUUGAAAGUUGUAUGCAUGGUCUGUAAAUUAAAUGAUGCAGACCCUCAAAUAUUCCCUUUGAAUUCCAGGUUGUGAGGUAACAAAAUGUGAAAAAUGUAAAGGGGGGUGAAUACUUUCGCAAGGCACUGUAUGGCUGAUUUACCAUAGAAAAAUUACCCUAGUAAUUAUUGUUAAUUGAGUCUUAAUUAAUAAGGUAAAAAUAAAAUAAGAUUAAAUUAAAUUAAACAAUUAAUAAAAUAUAAAUAGUGAAAACUUUAAUAUAUAUCAUUUUAUAUUUAAACAAAUAAGCUGUGUUAAUAGGAUGACCCAUUGCACCAAACUUUGUCCCAAUGUACAAAAAACCAAUCAGCAGUUAAAUAAGCUAAUCCCAAGUCUCCCGCGUAAAAGACAAUAACACACUCUCAUGUUGGAAGCUGAACAGCACAGCUUAUUCUGGUGGAUUGUUUAAUUAUUUUUGUUUAAUUGUGAAUUACAGGGGAUCAUUAAUUGAAUUGGGAAGGUUAAAAUACUGGUACAUUGCAGUAUAGAGUAAUUCAGGUAGCGUACUUACCUUUAAACCUGUAGAAGAAAAAAGACAAAGAAAUACACACCUUUAAUUCUUACCCUAAUUUCUAGAUUUCUAUUUAUACUUACUGUAGCUGAAGAUUCCAAACUAAUAUACAAAGCCCUAAUAUAUAGAGCCUAAAAGAAAGAAAAAAGAAGAAAGAAAAAAAGGCAACCCUUUCUUUUACAGUCCCCCAAGUUCUAGGUAUUAACCGGGUUAUUGUGAGGUACAAACUCCAAAGUAUUAGGUAAUUAUUUUGGUUAACAAGAUGGUAAGAACAAGCACAGUUUAACCCUUAGAACCCUACAGACGGAGUUUCUGUCCAAAAUCGCACCUUGUGUUCUCAGCUAAAUUACUCAGGAAUCCCUUCACACAUAAACAUAAUCCAUAUACGAUUAGAAAGGGCUGAAUUUACUCUUUUUAGAAAUAGUGAUGAUAUGCCAGUGUGGUAAAGCAUCUACAAGAAACUCAUUGAGAAAACACCUAAAAAACUGAGAUCUACUUCCCCAACCAAUAUUAUUUAUCUUUAGUGCUUCAAACUUAUUUAUAUGAUGUUUCAAACCAAAUAAUA
This is a messenger RNA of Astyanax mexicanus (Mexican tetra), 3846 nucleotides long. RefSeq lists its product as uncharacterized. The transcript is spliced from 5 exons. The coding region runs from base 94 to 714 and encodes 206 amino acids. Lineage: Eukaryota; Metazoa; Chordata; Actinopteri; Characiformes; Acestrorhamphidae. The record is from RefSeq and is a predicted model, not a curated record.